AUGGCCCAGCAGCGCCGCGUCCAGCUGUCCACCCAGCGUCCCACCAGCACCGUCUGCGUGCUGGGCACCGAGCUCUCCCUCGAUGUCUGUGGAUCCGCACCCAAAGACGCCGUCGCCUUCCACGUGCAGGGGACGCCGGGCGUGAAGCUCUACGUGGUGCACGAGACGCAGAGCGUCAAGUUGCCCUCCAGCGUCUGCCGCUGGCCCCUGGCCGCCCAGGUCUCGCUGGAUGCUGACACCAGCCGCAGCGGAGCAGUGAGCAGGACGCUGCUGGAUAAGACGACGUGGACAUGGGGUCCUGAGGGGCACGGGGCCAUCCUGCUGGUGAACUGUGACCGCGACAACCCCAAAGCCAAGACACCGGAUAACUACGACACCAUCGUCCGCUCCUACGCCGCUGAUAAAGUUGGUGUUUUCUACAGCAGCAACAGCGGCGUGUUGGAGGACUACAAGCACGUGCUGGGGGGCUCGAAGCUCGCCUACGCCGUCAAACCCAGCCAGCAGCAGGAGGAGAGCAUCUUCUACGUGGAGGCUCUCGCCUUCCCCGACGUAGGCUUUGCAGGGCUGGUGGCUUUCCACGUCACGCUGCUGGAGAGCCCCGAGAAGGGUUUGCUGGAGACUCCGAUUUUCACCGACACGGUGGUUUUCCGCGUGGCUCCGUGGAUCAUGACCCCCAACACGUUGGCACCGCUGGACGUCUUUGUCUGCAGGUGGGUGCUGGGGGAGCGGCUGCAUCCUGCCUGCUGCCCGGCUGCAGCAGCUCCGCGGGGGCUCCCCUCACCUUCUCCAACCCUUCUCCAGGACGAGGUUGAAUUCGGCUACGUGCAAGCCCCCCACAAGACCUUCCCUGUCGUCUUCGACUCGCCUCGCGAUGGUGGGCUGAAGGAUUUCCCCGUCAAGAGCAUCCUGGUACCUGACCCCUUCCUCCUCCCUUUCCCAGAGCGGGGGCGGGCGCUGCUGGAGCCCCUGGGCCUCACCUGCACCUUCAUCGAUGACUACUUCUCCUACCACGUCCUCUCCGGCAACGUCCACUGCGGCACCAACGUCCGCCGUAAGCCCUUCGCCUUCAAAUGGUGGCACAUGGUGCCCUGA
Molecule: messenger RNA, 1092 nt
Organism: Opisthocomus hoazin
Lineage: Eukaryota; Metazoa; Chordata; Aves; Opisthocomiformes; Opisthocomidae
Source: RefSeq, a predicted model, not a curated record